GGAGGCUCCUCCGCACGCCAUGUGCCCGUGUCCCCGGCAUCGCGGCCGCGGGCCCCCGGCCGUGUGCGGUUGCGGCGACGCUCGCCCCGGGCUGCGCUGGGCGGCGGCGCAGGUGACCGCGCUGCGGCUGCAGGCGCUGGGCGACGAGCUGCACCGACGCGCCAUGCGGCGUCGCGCGCGGCCCCGGGACCCGCUGCCCGCGCUGCUGCCCGCGCUCCGCGCCCGCUGGCCCUGGCUGUGCGCGGCCGCGCAGGUGGCGGCGCUGGCGGCCUGGCUGCUCGGCAGGCGGAGCGCGUAGGCGGCGCGCGCGGGGCCUUCUUGGUGGGGGGGACCGGAGCCGAGACCCAGCCCGGACCGAGCAACAGGUUGGCGAAACCCUGUGUCCUUGGAGGAAGCUGGUUCCUGUUUUCCUGAGGGAGUAGCCCAGAGCGUGGAAGGAAGCAGAAUUGUAAAGAGCUGAUGGUGGAAACACAGACAGAGGAAGCCCCUCGGGAGGUCCAGCUACAGAGAGAGCCACCCCAGUGCUAUUUAGCUAUAUAUAUACAAACCAAGAGAAAAUACAAAAUUCCGUACCUGUGCAUGCCUGCGGGGGACGUGGUGGUCCCUUUCCUUUCCACACGCGCAACCUUGCGAUGUGAACUCUGAGACUUCGUAAUGUCUAGGGUGGCAGGGGAGAGAGAUGCUUGUCGCUGCCCAUGCAGGAAACUUACAUGGACCGGUGGGAUCAGCGUGGACCAACUGUUCAGCACAGAUGCUGGUGUGGAGUAGAGGGGACUGGGCCGAAGGCAAGAUGGACAAGACAGAGGGGACGUGGGGCCCAUUUUGUUGGGGGCAGCCUGGGAUCCCUCCAUUUCUUGACAUGUCCUAGCUUCUUUCUGUCCCCAUCGAGACAGCUCUCUAGAUCUCAUGGUGGUCAUAUCCAGAGAAACGGGAUGUCAUUUUCUUCCCUUACCUAUAUAGUGUGUCUGGUGCUUCACUUCACAGUUUCUUGGUGCUAAGUGUAUCCUUCUUGGUACGGCCAGAGUCUUACAGACGGACUGGGAAGGCCAGGGAUGAGAGGUUUCUAUUUUGCUCUUUGGAUAUACUCUCAUUAUUAUUAUUAUUAUUUUUAAAGGGCUAGGUGACAAGAUGGCCACUGGAAAGUCUCUCUGUGGGGGGGAGGGGUGGUGCUCACAGGGCUUAGGAGCAGCCCCACCACCACCACCAAGUGGGAGGGCUACGAGGGGGGAGGGCCAGGCCGGUAUACAGGAGCUGCUUAGGAAAAGGAGGUCCCUCCUCUCCUUGCAGCAGUACUUUGAGAGACUGCUGUGGCCUCCCCCAAUUUCCUACAGGGAUUCAGGGCUUAGGUUUUUUAUAGAUUAAGAGCCAAGAAAUGGCUACGUUCUGAUGGGGCGUGAUUUAUAAGCAGGGGAUGUUGGGGAAAGGGGGCGGACCAUUUAAAUGAAAUGUCCGAUUUCCCAUGGUCCCCAAACACUCAGAAUAAGCUACUGUUUUCAGAAGUUUCUAGAAGGGCUAAUAUAAAUAUAAAUAUAUAUAUAUACAUAUAUAACGAAGCUGUGUGCUAGACUGACAUUUGGCUGCAACGGCUCACCGCUUCAGGGCUGGUGGUUAUUUUUAUUUUGCUCUCGUCUUUUAAAAAAAUCUCAACAUGAACAGGUAUUACUCCUCUGCGUGGAUACUGUAUCACCCCCAUCGAGAUGGUGAGGGAUGCUUGUGUGGGCUCAGCGAGACAGUUACUCUUAUUUUUACUUUAUUUUAUUUUUUCCUACUUAAUUGUGGAGACAAGGCCUCACCCUGGCGCCCAGGCUGACCUCAGCUCAUGAGCCUCCCUCCCGCCUCGGUAUCUGGCAUUUGGGACGCUAGCUACCGGAGCAGUGUCAUUUUUUCCUGGUUGGAUUUGCAGAUGACUUGCCAGGUACCUGGGAUCAGAGGGUCUGCUAGAAAGCAUCAGUUGGUUAGGUGCACGGGCUACCUGGGGAACCGGUCCCUGGCCAGCUCUGCUGGGCGUGACCAGUAGAGUGGGCGUGACCAGGAAAGUGCACACCUCCUCAGUCUGCUGUCAAAAGGCUCUUUUCUCCACUUUAAAUCUAUGCCUUAUAUUUUUCUAAAUAACCCAGUUUAAAAAAAAAAAUGCAACCGAGAACUCAGUGCUGAGGCCUCCUGCUUUUAUCUGCCAGAACUGAACUCAGCAAAGAAAAAUAAAGAGCCGAGCUUGUCUGGCAGGGAAGUAGCAGCCAGCAGGCCGUGCCCCUCCCUCACCCAACCAGAAUUACGUAGAGGGUCCCAGAAUGAUCUGGAAGCCACCCUCUGCUUGUAUUUCGUCCAUUUCCUAGCAAAGAAAUGAGUCCUUGCACGCCUCACAUUUCCAGAGAAGAUGUGUGCCAUGGUAGGACUUGGUGGUGUCAGCCUCUUUAAAGACACACUGUCCAGAUCACAGUGGGGACAUGCUGACCCUGGAGAGACCCAGUGCAAGGGUGAGGGGUGGGAGAAAAACCUCUUCUUUUCUGUUUUGUUUUUGAGCCUGGCUUGGCCUGUUAGCUAAUGAUAGCUCCCUGGAGGAUUUGAACUCCAAACACAGGGGGGGGUUUGGCAUCUCUGGUGAUUUUCAUUUCAAUGAAGCUGUGUUACUGAGAGAGCCAAGCAGCCCUGACCCUCCUUGAUGGGACUUUUCAGCCAAGUCCUCUGUAAAUACUCUCCUGUAGUAAUGGAAACCACGUAUUUAUCAAAUCCGGGUCUUGGCACGCACACAGUUCAUUUUAGUGCGCUUCUCCAUUGCCCCGGGUUUGAUGGGGUUGUUUUUAAAAAAUGCCUGUGUUUUGUUUUGUUUUGUUUUGUUUUUCUAUGAGAUCUGACUUCUUGACGGACAUUUGUAUUAGGAUAUUGAAGCAUGCUGGCUGUGUCUUUAUUGUCUCACUGUCUCUGCCAUGGUGUUACUUGGACUGCAUGAGGUAAUGGGACGACAGCCUUUCUGUUGGUGGUGUUAUUGAAAAAAAAGAAGAAAAAAAGAGAAAAAAAAAAAAAACCAACUUCCACAGUGUGUGAAGCGCUGGCAUGAUCACUCCCUUUAUCCUGCUUUCCCUGGCUGCCAAGACGCAUUGAUUUUGACUCGCUUCUAUGUAGAGUCUGUGAAGAGGGAGAGAGGCUUUGAAAUAAAUUUUAAAAAGACCUCAUACUGGGUUUCAGCAGACAGCAGUGUGUGUGUGUGUGUGUGUGUGUGUGUGUGUGUGUGUGUGUGUGUGUGUGUGUACGAGUGUGCACAAAGCCUGGGAGGUCUGAGAUCAUUGCUAGGGAGUUGGUUGUGUGAUGAGCUGAGGGGCUAUCUGCCACCUGGGCCCAAAGCUGCUGGCUGCUCUCUGAGGGUGAGCCCCGGAGUCUGUGGGACCGAAGCCUUUGUGAGAUGGUCCACUCCCUUCGGGAAGCUUCUCUUCUUCACUUCAUUCCCCCCACCAGCAAGAGCUCUGUUCACAUUUGGGGUUCCAGCUCCCUUUGACUAGAUGGAUUUGGAGCCAGACUUCUUUUGGAUAGCCUGAGAAGGACCGUGUCUAUGAUCCUGGGCCAGGAGGUCAUGCCCCCACUCUCCCAUCCCUCAGCCCUUCCCAGUUAUCCUGGAGGCUGCUUCCCCAUCUCUGUGAUAGCCUUGAUCUUUUUCCUUUCUACCUUGAUGGAGGGUGGUGGUGGUGACUGAAGCCCAGUGUCACAGGAUAACAAGACCCUGAAUGCCCUGAUGACACUCUGUAGAGCUGAGCUCAUGUCUUCUGUCCACCUGACUUUACUGUCAUGCUUCUAAAAUAGACAGAAUGUCAUUCUUGCUCACUGAGAACUGGUGGGGAGGCAGCAUGUCCUGGCACGAGCUACACAAGUAUCUCUGGGAGACACUGGGUCACUAUUGGGGAGUGCUUGCUUGUUAUCAUUGUUUUUUGAGACACGGAGCCAGGCUGACCUUGAACUCACUAUACAGCAGAGGAUAUACCCCUGAACUCCAUCUCCCGAUUCCUGGCAUGGGCCACUACCCCUGGCUUAUAUUGUGGACUGUUUGGAUGUCCACACGGAACUGUUAGAAGCGGCAGUGACCAGAACACAGGGCUCUCUUCUGGGUUCAUGCUAUUUUCUAUUCUGAGUCUGGAGUCAACUUGGGGAGAUCAGUGGGGGUCAGAGGCUGCCUGGAGAUUUGGGGAGAGGGGCAGCAGACUAUUCUCAUAGGAGCUGGUUCAGAAGCCCCACUAAGACAUCACAGUGUCUCUUGAAAGCUCUAGCCAAAAGUUUAUCUUUUUAACGUUUUAAUGUAUUCACUUGACACCUAUUUAUUGAUCAUCUACAGUAUGCCAGCUGAAGACCUCCCCGUCUGAACAAACCGACUCAGUUAUGGUACAGCAACAGUCCUUUUUGGAGACCAGAUGCCGUGAAAUGUCCCUUUCCAGUCUGGCUCAUAAUUUAGAACAGAUCUGCCAGGUCACCAUUGUGACCCCAAGCCUUGCUGGCAGAUUGCUAUAUAGUAUUUUCUGCAUGCCACUCUCUGGGCUGAAUGCAAUUAAAAAAAUUGCUACGUUGUCUCCUUCUCAAAGGGAGGAUUGGUCCCUUUUGUACAAUAGUUAAAGACCCCCCCACCCCCCGCAGGAGCACAGCCACUGAACACUGCACAAGGCGCUUUCCAAGGCUUCCCCGGAGAGACUCCCAUCCUAUUGUUAUUGGUAGUACCAUGGGUCCCAUUUUACAGGCGAGGAAGCUGAGGGCAUGCAAAUGGCAAAGUGGCUGAACUAAGGGAGUCUGUGUGCCGCUCCCCCACCCACCCCCAAGCCAACGUGGUACCCGCUCUGUUGUAUCAGAUCAAGUGGCUCUGGUGUGGCUCAUUGAAAAACAGGCAUUGUGGGUGAAGGCAGGGUAUUCUAGCUCAAGGGCCAAUGUUGCUAAUCCAAGGGCUGGGACAACCCUGUGGCCCAGCAGGGAGUGUCUACUUUAGCUGAAAAGAGAAUGCCUUAUUUGGGGGACACUUGAGGGCAGGCUGAAGGAUUUCAGGGGACUGUCCCCAGUUUCAGAAAACUCCAGGGUAAAGGGUAUCUGAUGUACAAACUGCUUGUCCCAACCACUCUGGAGGCUCUGGGAAGUCUGUCUACCCCUCUCCUUCUAUCUUCUCUCCCAACCCUGGAUCCUCAAGGUCUUUGCACUAGAAGAGUCAAAGAGCCCGUAAGCAUGGUAAAGAUGGCGGUGAGGGCAUUUGGAGCCUGGGGGAGGCAGUAACUUGGGGGAACAUUCUGUCUGGGUCCUGACCUUGUUGCCUUGUGCUCUUUUGUAAGGGGAGGGGUCCCCUACCUGGAUGCUUUGUACAUAUUUGUUACACUUUUAUUUAAAAAUUGACUGUGCACCUCUAA
This is a messenger RNA of Mus musculus (house mouse), 5366 nucleotides long. RefSeq names its product harakiri, BCL2 interacting protein (contains only BH3 domain) (gene Hrk). The transcript has 2 exons. The record is from RefSeq and is marked validated. Bases 20 to 298 code for a protein of 92 amino acids. Lineage: Eukaryota; Metazoa; Chordata; Mammalia; Rodentia; Muridae. Gene Ontology annotation, cellular component: membrane; mitochondrion. Gene Ontology annotation, biological process: positive regulation of release of cytochrome c from mitochondria; positive regulation of apoptotic process; positive regulation of neuron apoptotic process.